AUGGCUUCUGCGGUGAGCCUGGGUAAAGAAACAGUGUUGGAAGAUGGAAUGCCUCCUGCAAAACAGCCCAGGAAGCUGUUGCCAAGCCUCAAAACCAAGAAGCCUCAGGAACUUGUGUUGGUGAUUGGGACAGGAGUCAGUGCAGCAGUUGCUCCCCAGGUUCCAGCGCUGAAAUCUUGGAAGGGGUUAAUCCAGGCCCUCCUGGAUGCUGCUAUUGACUUUGAUCUCCUGGAAGAUGAAGAGAGUAAAAGGUUUCAAAAGUGUCUCCAUGAAGACAAGAACUUCAUUCACGUUGCCCACGACCUUAUCCAGAAGCUGUCUCCGCACACAAGCAAUGUUCGCUCAACCUUUUUCAAAGACUGUUUAUACGAGGUGUUUGAUGACCUGGAGUCUAAAAUGGAAGAUUCUGGGAAGCAGCUGCUUCAGUCUGUGCUUCACUUAAUGGAAAACGGGGCACUUGUCUUAACCACAAACUUUGAUAACCUGCUGGAACUGUACGCAGCACACCAGGGGAAGCAUCUGGAGUCUCUUGACCUCACUGAUGAAAAGAAGGUGCUGGAGUGGGCGCAAGAGAAGAGGAAGCUUAGCGUCCUGCAUAUCCACGGCAUUUACACCAACCCCAGCGGCAUAGUCCUCCACCUGGCCGGCUACCAGAACGUGCUGCGCAACACGCAGGUCAUGCGAGAGAUUCAGAAGCUGUACGAGAAUAAGUCAUUCCUGUUCUUGGGCUGUGGUGGGACUGUUGAUGACACCACGUUUCAGGCCCUGUUUUUAGAGGCUGUCAAGCACAAGUCAGACCUGGAGCACUUCAUGCUCGUACGGAGGGGAGAUGUGGAUGAGUUCAAGAAGCUCCGUGAGAACAUGCUGGACAAAGGGAUUAAAGUGAUUUCCUACGGAGAUGAAUACGCAGAUUUGCCUGAGUACUUUGAGAGGCUGACGAGCGAGAUCACCAUGCAGGGUUGAACAGAUGCGCCUAAGGAGGGAAAACAGCUGAACAGCUCUGCUGCUGCCCAUUCUCUUUUACUAGCAAACAAUACUGAGGCCAGCAGGCAGGAGACAGAGGGGCACACUGCCUUCACUCUCCAACCAUGAUCAGCACUAUUGGACCAAGCUGUCACAGCUCUCCAGCUCCUGCCCAAAUACAUGGGGUCGUGGUGGAACUGCCGCUAG
This is a messenger RNA of Cariama cristata (Red-legged seriema), 1170 nucleotides long. RefSeq names its product family with sequence similarity 118, member B (gene SIRAL1). NCBI's taxonomy places the organism in Eukaryota, Metazoa, Chordata, Aves, Cariamiformes, Cariamidae. The record is from RefSeq and is a predicted model, not a curated record.